Owenia fusiformis is the source of this 2991-nucleotide messenger RNA. Lineage: Eukaryota; Metazoa; Annelida; Polychaeta; Sabellida; Oweniidae. The record is from the annotation of a GenBank genome assembly.
AAAAAAUACCAGAAUUCAAGUUCGAAAAGUCAGUUGUUUUGAACAAGUAUUCAGUUGUUGAAGUGCAUGACAAAGAAAAACCCAAUGAAAAUGUUGAAUUACAUACAAUUGAAGCCCAAGGACUAAAUAUCAUCGGCUAAACUAUGAAUAAACGGAGGAUUGCAAUCCAAGGGAUGAACUAUCCCGAAAUGAGAACUGCCAACCUACCAGAUGGACAUUGGGGUAUUCACUCGUCCAUUCACUCGUUUUCAUCAGAAGACAGAGACUCGUCUUUAAUAAGUGCAGACAAAGACUCGUCAAGUUUGAAUGAAGCUCGAGUACUUAGGAGUGUGGACGAUGCCCUUUCGUCAAAGAGCGAUGAUGAAGACGAAAAUGACGACGAUGAGAAUAAUAAUACGAGCCCUACAAGACGAACAGAUGACACUGGUACUCUUUCUUCAUUAAAUGAUGCGCCAAUCAUGGAUCGGCCAGGGCUGCGUUGGAAUGAAGAUAACCAAUCAGGUUCAACCAAGCGGCCCGUGACGAUAACACGUGAACACAACAUGUCAGUAACCAUAAGACCCAACUCAAGUCAAACACGACCACUGGAAAACAAUUUUAAAGUGUUUGUGAUUCUUCCAAACAAAAACGUAUGCACAUUGAAAGACACCAACCCGGGAACAGGUGUUACUCAACUUAAACAAGACAUUGAAUUACUUUCCGGCAUCCCCGGGGAAAUCUACUCAAUUCAGUGCCCCAAUGGUGGCGUUAUCCAAGACAAUACAACGCUUACAUCUAACAAACUUCAAGACGGAGCCAUCUUAAAAAUGUUGCUCCAUUCUGGAUGGGAUCGUCUGUUCAAUGCGGUUUGGAAUGGCGAGACUGGUGCAGUUUAUGCCAACGUUACAAAUCAAAAGAUUAGUGAAAAUGGGGCAAUAAAACGAGUUAUUGAAGAAUGGAAAGCAGUGGCAUUAUACAUAGGGGCCCAUAAGGGUCAUUUCGAUUUGGUCGAUAUGCUUUUGAAACUUGGAACAGAUGUUAACACUACCACACAGUAUGGGAGGACGCCACUUCACGCGUGUGCUUCCCAAGACAAAGUAUCCAUGGCUGAUAAACUUUUGGAAUAUGGUGCAGACCCCAGGCUAGCGGACAACCAGGGUGCUAGACCCGUGAACGUCGCUUCUCGCUUUGGCGCCAAAGCAUGCACCAGGCGUUUGCGUUUAGCGACGUUAAAUCUGAGCUUUACAGAUUCUCAGCGUUUGUGUGACCAGGAAGAUGUCAAACACCAGGAAUCAUCUGCAAUUACAAAUACUAAACAAAAACCAAAGGACAGUAAUAGUAUCGGUGUGUCUCUCCAAAUGAAUAUGAAUGAGUUGCGGAUUUGUAACGGCCCGAAUGGUUCUCUAACUGUACCAUCUUUGAACUGCAUAAAACCCUCAAGAAAACCAACUGUUGUCAUGUGCUACCCUGACUCAAAUGCCGAUACCCAAAGUAGAGACCCGUCCUCAUCUCUCGAUUCACAGGAUACAUCAAAAUCUAGUUCAAUUGAUUUAAGCUCAGUCUCCGAAAAUACACCUUCAUCCUCUCUCGGAAGUAGUUCCGCAUUUACGCUGUCGUCUGUAGAAAGUAGGUCAUCAAGUGCAAGGUCAUUUACAAGGUCAUUGUCCUCCGAUGGUGAAGAUGCCUAUAGGAGACAAAUGGUGACACCCACUGGUCGACCAUUUAGUGCAAUGAGUCAUACACGGUCAUUGACUGACAGUAUUGAAGGUGCAACAACGAUUUCCAGAUUGCCGCUACAUCCAGGACGGGUGAGAUCACAAAGUGCGCGAACAACGCGUAGUGAGUGUGGUACACGGUACGCAAGGCUCCGACAAAGUGAGACUAUUAGAGAAGAACGCAAGAAAAAGGCAAGUCAAGCGUUUGAUGCCUGGCUGGCCAAGAAGGCUACAUCUUCGGAUGCAACCAAGCAGACGACACAAGAAUCCGAGAAUGAGGAUGAUGAUACUUCUAAACAAAUAACGAGAGACCAAAUGUUUCAGAAGUGGUUGGCAAAGAAAAAAGAGGACUUUAGGAAAGCAUCUAAGAAGUCUAAAGAUAUUGAUGAUAGGGGAAUGAACAGACGACCAAGAUUUAAAGCGGGGUAUCGUGAUAUUUUCAAAAUUGGCAAUACCCAAGAUGCCCAUAUUGAAACACCGCCAAUUGAUCACAAUGAGAAUUCAGCGGCGUUCUCACAAUGGCUUCAAAAGAAAUCCAAGGAUGGUUGGUUUCAAAAUACAAAUUCUUACAUUGAAAACGAAAAUGAUAAGACAUUACAAAAAGGCGUCAAGGCUAAAAAUGAGAAGCUUUGUGUGAGUGCAAUAAGUCAUUCUGAAUGGCUCGAAGCCAAAUAUGAACAGAUUAAAAUUGAAAAGAAACGCUUGAAAAAUCAAGAGGUGAAUGCGAAACAAGUCAGCGCGAGAGGCAAAACUUAUCAAAAUUGGGUAAAUGAUGUCAGUCAGAGAGAAAGAGAAAGAAAAGAGAAAGAGGAAGAACGUAAGCAAAGGGAAGCAACUCUGAAGGCUCUGGAUGAAUCUUGGAGAAAAAGUAAACGCGGUUCAAAAUCUUAUGAAGAUUGGUACCAGGAAAAGUACCAAGAUUCAAUCAUCGAUAGAAUGUCAGACGCCAAUAGCUCUAUUAGCGGAGAUAGUCCGAGAGAUACCGAACAAUACCGAAUGCAAGUUGAAGAUAGCUUUCAGAGAUGGAGUGAAAAAAAGGAUUCUGAUGCAAUUUUGAAAGAAAGAAAACUGUUGAAACACGAAGUUUCAUUGUUGAAAAAGGUUAAGAAAAAGUAUCGAAAAAAAGAAUACGAAGAUGCCACCGAGUAAGUUUAAGUUCAGGUUUUGAUUAAUUGCAAUCGAAUAUUGGAAUAUGGCUCAUUGUGUAUGCAGAAAAUUAAUUGUAAUCAAAAAAUGUGGCACAUUGUUUAUGAUUCUGCAUUUAUAAUUGUAUACUGCUAUAUAUGUGAAUAAAUUG